GGCGGCGCGACGCCGUCCGCUCUUCCCGUGGCGAGGGGGGCGGCGCCUCGUCCCUCAUGCGUCUCUGAGCGACGCCCGCACAGCCCAAUCGGCAGUCGCAAUGGCGCGGCUUGUAACCAGUGAGAGGCGCGAGGGGGCGGGUCUCCGCCGGCAGCCGGGUAGGUAGCGGUAGUGGCGGUUGCCUGUGAGAGGCCGGGAGCGGCGGCGGCCAAGGGAGGGCGCGAGGCCUGUUUAAAGGGCCAGCGGGCUCUCGCGAAAGUUGCGAGGAGUUUAGCGGCUAUCGGUCCGGUGCUGCCCAGCGGCUCGGCUGGGACGCCUCUCCGGACGGCGGGGCCGCGGGGCCAGCGGCGGCAUGGAGCAGGCAGCGCCCAAGAGCAAACUGAAAAAGCUAAGUGAAGAUAGUUUAACUAAGCAGCCUGAAGAAGUCUUUGAUGUUCUGGAGAAACUUGGUGAAGGAUCUUAUGGUAGUGUGUUUAAAGCAAUACACAAAGAGUCUGGACAAGUUGUAGCAAUUAAACAGGUCCCUGUGGAGUCAGACCUUCAAGAAAUAAUUAAAGAAAUCUCUAUAAUGCAACAAUGUGACAGUCCCUAUGUUGUCAAGUACUAUGGCAGCUAUUUUAAGAAUACAGAUCUGUGGAUUGUUAUGGAAUAUUGUGGAGCUGGCUCUGUUUCAGACAUAAUUAGACUUCGUAAUAAAACGUUAACUGAAGACGAAAUUGCAACUAUUCUGAAAUCUACUCUUAAAGGACUUGAAUACUUGCACUUUAUGAGAAAAAUACAUAGAGAUAUUAAGGCUGGAAAUAUCCUUCUUAACACUGAAGGACAUGCGAAAUUAGCUGAUUUUGGUGUGGCUGGCCAGUUAACAGAUACAAUGGCAAAACGUAAUACUGUUAUAGGAACUCCGUUUUGGAUGGCUCCUGAAGUAAUACAAGAGAUUGGCUAUAACUGUGUGGCAGACAUCUGGUCCCUUGGUAUCACUUCAAUAGAAAUGGCUGAAGGAAAGCCUCCCUAUGCUGAUAUUCAUCCAAUGAGGGCUAUUUUUAUGAUUCCUACAAAUCCCCCUCCAACCUUCCGGAAGCCAGAGCUCUGGUCUGAUGAAUUCACAGAUUUUGUGAAGAAAUGCUUAGUGAAAAAUCCUGAACAAAGAGCUACAGCAACACAGCUGUUACAGCAUACAUUUAUUAAGAAUGCCAAGCCAGUUUCAAUUUUAAGGGACCUGAUCACUGAAGCUAUGGAGAUAAAGGCAAAGCGACAUGAGGAACAACAGAGAGAACUAGAAGAGGAGGAAGAGAAUUCUGAUGAAGAUGAGCUGGAUUCGCACACCAUGGUGAAGACCAAUUCAGAGAGUGCUGGUACCAUGAGGGCCACAAGCACAAUGAGUGAAGGUGCUCAGACAAUGAUCGAACACAACAGUACUAUGUUAGAAUCAGACUUGGGGACCAUGGUAAUAAAUAGCGAUGAUGAUGAAGAGGAAGAUGGCACCAUGAAAAGAAAUGCUACUUCACCACAAGUUCAAAGACCUUCUUUCAUGGACUACUUUGAUAAACAAGAUUCCAAGAAUAAAAGCCCUGAAAACUGUAAUCAGAACAUGCAUGAACCUUACCACAUAUCCAAGAACAUUUUCCCUGAUAACUGGAAAGUCCCUCAAGAUGGAGAUUUUGAUUUCUUAAAGAAUCUGAGUUUAGAAGAAUUACAGAUGCGACUAAAGGCUUUGGACCCUAUGAUGGAACGAGAAAUUGAGGAGCUUCGUCAGAGGUACACUGCAAAGAGGCAACCUAUCCUCGAUGCAAUGGAUGCGAAGAAACGGAGGCAACAGAAUUUCUGAGUGAAUUUUACGUUCAGAGAUGAUUCUGUGAGUCAGUGCGGACACUGGCAGCUUUGUAAGCCUGAAGGAAUUCCAUUAGGAGAGUUUUCAAAAACCCAGUCUUUUGAAUUUUCCUUCACAAGCAAUGACAAUUGGAGCAGUGAAAGAACAUACAUGCAGUGUUCUACAAAGGCAGCAAAACACAUCACCUCUUGUUCAUAGUUUCAAAUAUUUAAUGUAAUAGAAGUCUAAUCUGUUACUUCCCAAUCUUUUUCAGGUGUCUAUUGGUAACUUGGUGUUGUGUGUUACGAGUUGUGUUUUGGAGCACCUGGAAUGAUUUCUUGAUUGUGCAACACUACAGAGCCUUAUGUUGCAAUAUAUUUUCCUCCCACUUAGUAGGAUAUUUAUUAUGUAAUCUUUGGUUAUCAUAUUUAUUUUAUUCCUGUUUUCCUUUUUAUUAGGAAGUAUUAGGAUAAUAUUGUGGAGAGCAGAGACAGAUUAGAUAAAAUUAGUAUUGUAGUAUAACAAAAAGAAGCUCACCACAGUAUUAUCUUUUAAAACUCCGAUUUCAGCAAGCAUCCCAAUUCAGGACAGCACUUGAACAUGUAUCCAACCCAUUCAUAUCAGCAGGAUUUAAGCAUAAAAUAAGUAAUAGGCACAUGUUUUUCUGCUCUCCUGAAUCAGGGACUGUAGCUGUAGUUGAGCAAUACAAUUGUUAACGCUACAGAGCAUUAUUUUAGAGAUUAUUUCUGUCAUUUUUACGCACACUGAAUGAAUGAUCUCUUGUUAAACAACAAAACAAGUGCCUAAUCAGUUUUGAUUUUUCUGGUAUUCAGGAGAAGCAAUACUUGCAGUCACUCCUUCAGUGUAAAUUUCCAAUUGCUAUUGCAAUUCUGACCAGUAUAAAACCUCUAUUUUGCACCAUAGUUUUAUAAUGAAGUAACAGCUACACUUUCUGGAUGUGUUGUUUUUUGGUUCGUUUCAUUUUUAUCACUGUUUAGAGGGAAGAGGGGAGUUAUUAGUGGUUUGGGUUGGGUUUGGUUUCACAUUAUAGAUACAAAGGGAUAGUAAUUUAAAAGCCAAAGGAAAUAAAUUUCAUACUUAUGUAUAAUAAGUACUGAAAAGAAGCAACAUUUUGUAAUCGUCUGAGGGUUUUGUCCUGCAAUCACUAAACAAAUUCCUGUGGUCUUCUGUGGUGCAUUUUGGGGAAUCAGAAAUGCAGGACCAAGCUCUUAAUAUCCUUUUACAGGUUCUUCUGUCCAGCUUAUAUUGUGGGAUACCUAGUAGGUAGAAUUUACAACAUUGAAAGAAAUAUGUGAUCCCUGUUCAGAACAAUCUACUGUGUUCUCUACUGAUAUCUUUGCUAUUGUUGCCUUCUGUGUAAAUAGCUUCACUGUGACAGUCAUACUCCUUUAAACAAGACAGCUGAAAGAUCUUUCCAUUCAACCUUCAACUGUUCAACCUUAAUGGUGACUACUGUACGAGCAUCUUCUGUUAAAUAUUUUCUGGAAGUUAGUAAUCAUCUCAUUCCUCUUAACAUUUAUUGUCAUCAUAUGCGGAUCAUGUAGAUGCAACGACGCAGAUUGUGGGAACGGUGCGUUCCGUCAUAAAGCUUCUGCAAGAGGAAAACAAAAAUUUUUGCAAGCUCAGCAUACUACAGCCAUGCUGGGACCAGUCCUAGAGUUGGAGCCAUUGUUGUCCUUGCCAUUCUGUAUGUGUGUGUUUGUGCAGCCGCCAUGCCCUGACAGGUAAACCCCAGAGUCAAAUAAAUUGUACUUGUGAUUGUUCGAAAAUCCUGACCCUCAACUCUCUUCAUGUUUCUUAAAGUAAUGGCCAUCCCUUAUGAAAAUGAAAGAACACAGAAGAUCCAUAAAAGGUACUUCAGGCAAGAUAAAAUGCACUUGGUAGUCUUAUGAAAUUAUGUAAAGUAAAAAAUGGUGCAAUCGUAUCACUGUGUUGUUAGAUUAUAACCAUAAUGCAUCAAAAACCAACAUCCCCGACCUCCCCCAUUGGCAUGGCUCUUAUUUAUUUAAAACAGAUUUCUAAUUCUUGAACUACCUGUUCUCAACAACUCAAAGGUGUGCGUGUGUACAUGUAUUUCAGUAGGCAUACACACAUAUGUAUGCAUAUCUAUGUAUAAAUCUCUAAGAAAAACACAAAACAGAUGUAAACCAUCAGGAGAGGAACCUAGCUUGCCUUUUCUUGGUGUGCCUUUUAAGGAGAGUGGCAAUGUCCAGACACUCUUGCUUGCAUCACUAGCAGCUUUCUUUUCCCUUACUGUCUUAAACUUUUCACACCAAAAAUAAGACAAUGAUUUUGAAUAAUGUGGCUUUAGAGUGUAAUAGAUGAUGUAAUAAAAAGGCCACAAUUUUCACACUUCCUUUAUUCUGAAAAGUUAGUAAAGCAGGGCACUAAAUAUGAAUUGCCUAUCCAGAGGGACUCCAGUAAAAGGCCAUUUUAGACUAGAGCUGUUGCAGUCUGACACAUGAAAGGUAUCACAAGACGAAGGACGUCCUUUCUGGACUCGUGAACUGUCUGCAUAGAAAUCCGUAAACUGAAUAAAUUUGGUGCACGUGCAUGCACACAGGUAUAGGUUAUAUAUGCAGGGCACAAGUCUGAAAGCAUGGAAUAAAAUAAAAAUUUAAACAAGCUACUUUAAAUGGCUGAAAAACAGUUUCUGAUGUGCUGUAAACUGAGUAGAUAUAGGACCAUUGCGACCAAAGAAUACCUUCACCAAUUAAUAUCAAAUUAGUAAGUUGCCCUUCUGAUCUGGUGCACGCUGCAGUCAGUGUAAGAGCUAUCUUUGGCUUCAGAAGCCAGUGUAUUGGGCACUUAAUUUAUGCAACAGUAACAUAUAGAAAUAGGUUUUAUAUUGAGAGAUGGAUGCAACUUAUUUCUUCUUUCUUCUGUUGAUGUAAAUGAAUCAAAUCAUCCACGUUGAUGACUACACAUCUCUACUGGAGGAUGAGCAUCUCUGUAAAGGAAAGCUAAUAGUACGAUAAAUAAGACGUUUUAAAAGCAAGCCUUGCAGGAAAACUGAUAGAACUACUGACAAGUUAAGCUUCAGUAAGGUUUUAACCAAGCAAUUUCUUGUUUGCUUCUGACUUUGUACGUUUAGGUUCAUUAAGUAAAAAAAAUGGAAAGAUCAUUACUUAUUACUAAACAUUUGUAAU
Molecule: messenger RNA, 4977 nt
Organism: Colius striatus (speckled mousebird)
Lineage: Eukaryota; Metazoa; Chordata; Aves; Coliiformes; Coliidae
Gene: STK3
Product: serine/threonine kinase 3
Exons: 11
Coding region: 353-1825 (490 amino acids)
Biological process (GO): protein tetramerization; protein phosphorylation; intracellular signal transduction
Cellular component (GO): cytoplasm
Molecular function (GO): protein serine/threonine kinase activity; ATP binding
Source: RefSeq, a predicted model, not a curated record